UUCGCUUCGUGAGUUGUGUCCUAGCGCCAUCUCCAUAUUUUUUUUUCAGAGACCCUUUUGGAUACAGCCCGGUAGGGAAAGGGUUAAGGAGCGGGGGUCCAAAUGCCUCCUCUCCUGCUCGCCAUGACGAACAAAUGAACUCUCGGGGAAUGAAAUUUAAAUUCCACAAAGGAGAAAAAGUCCUCUGUUUCGAACCUGACCCAACGAAGGCUAAAGUUCUAUAUGAUGCUAAGGUCGUUGACGUUGUAAUUGGCAAAGAUGAGCGUGGAAAGAGAGUCCCAGAGUACUUGAUUCACUUCAAUGGUUGGAACAGAAGUUGGGAUCGAUUGGCUGCUGAGGACCAUGUGCUCAGGGAAACCGACGAGAAUCGGAAGUUACAGCGUAAACUGUCUCGCAAAGCUGUGGCUCGCAUGAGGAGAAAGGGAUGGGGGAAGAGACGACGGCGUCUACCUGGUGUUGAUUCGACUCUGAAGACGCUUCCCGAAGAGGAGAAGGAAGAGAGUGAUGACGCGUGCCUGAUUUCGUCUUCUGACAACAGUGACGAGGACGACUCAGAAGAUCCCGAAUCUUUGAAAAGUGAGGAGAGUGACUCCUCUGAAGAUUUGGACAGAAUGGAAGAGCAGGAAUCUCAUGCCAAGAGGGAGAGUGAGGACAAGACCAUCAACAUAGAUAUCCCUGAGGUUCUCAAGAAGAAACUGGAGGACGACUGCUAUUACAUCAACAAGAGGAAGAAGUUGGUGAAGCUUCCGUGCCAGAUGAAUAUUGUGAACAUCUUGGAAUCGUAUGUGAAGCACUUUGCCAUCAAUGCAGCCUUCUCUGCCAACGAGCGGUACAGAAGUCACCAGAGCACCGCCCAGACCAGCCUCAGCCCUCACUACGUCCCUCCAGAGAAGAACGAGGAGCUCUGCAAGGAGAUGGUAGAUGGCCUGAGGAUUACGUUCGACUUCACGCUUCCCAUGAUUCUCUUGUAUCCCAAUGAGCAUGCUCAGUUCAAGAAGGUCACCUCCUCAAAGUUUCUCCUGCCUGUCCGGGACACCACCACAAGUAACUCCAACAAGACCCUGCGCGAGCGCACUCCCAGCCCCCCCGGUCACAACCCCUCCACACCUCAGUCCACAGACAGCCAGCCGGCUCUGAGCGAGGCCUCCACGGCCAACACCGCCGCCACGCCCAAACGUCGCCGCUGCACCUCUGCAGUGACCGACCCCGACGCCCCCCAGUCCCUGCGACGUUCCACGCGCCACACAUCCGGGGGUGAGCGUCUGGCGGGCGAAGGGGGUAGUGCCGCGGCCUCGCCCCAGCCCAAACGCCGCAUGUCCAGCUUCGACACGCCAGCACAACUGCCCAAGUUCUUCCUCAACCUGGAGAAGAAGACCCCGGUCCACAGCGGAUCGUCCUCUCCGUUGCCACUGACGCCCAGCAAGGAGGGCGGCGGUGUCUUCUCCGGCCUGGAGAGCCGACGGAACAACGAGCUCAACGAGGUACUCAGUUGGAAGCUGACCCCCGAUAACUACCCCCAGAGUGACCAACCCCCGCCGCCUUCCUAUCUGUAUGGGUCGCAGCACCUCCUACGCCUCUUCGUGAAGCUACCGGAGAUCCUGGGGAAGAUGCACAUACCGGAGAAGAACCUGAGUGCCCUGGUCAAACACCUGCAGCUCUUCCUCAGGUUUUUGGCGGAGUUCCACGAGGACUUUUUUCCAGAGUCGUCGUAUGUGUCUGCGUCUGAGGCCUACCAUGGCAUGAAGCACCGUCGGCCGGUUUGCUGAGGCUGUUUGCCUGGCCGGCCCUACCUCCAUCCACCUCGCCUUGAACUGCACCGCUGGGAGGGGAGCUUCAAGCUGCUGCUCAGCAAGCCCUCUCCUCCUUCUGCUUAUCUUCUGAGACUGCUCCCCCCUCCCUGUGCUCUAUUGCCGUCUUAAACUCGAGGUAUGCGACUGUUUGGUCAUUUGUUUUGCUAGGCCUGUCGGAAGGAGUAAAAGAAGGGCCUCGUGAUGGGGCCGGUGCUUCGUAUUCCCCCGGGCAGGGGACAAACCCCCGUGGAUGUGGUGGUUGCCAGAAGCAUGGACGUCCACUUCUUGUCGUGCGCCCCCGUUGGGACUGCCUUCCCUGAUGCUGACUGUCUUCUCUCCAUUGCUGUGCUCUUCCUGACCGCAUUAGGCCCUCUGUUCUUCCAGCAGCGUCUGGUCCUUCUCUAACCGUCCACCUCGACAAGCAAAGGCAGAAGAAAGACUUUGAUAUGUUUGUGUUCUUGUUACUAUUGAGGACUGGUUGGCUCUCUUCUCCCUCUCAGCUCAACACGCUUUCUGCUUCAGGCCAUGUUCCAGUGUGUGUUGUCGAUUUUAAUUUAUUUCUAAAUGCUUGUAGAAUCUCGUUGCUCUUGUAAUGUGUCUUUUUCAGGUCCGUUUUAGAGGGAUUCAUGGCCACUGAGUGACCACAUUGCUAUUCUUCAUGAAAUUGCCCAAAAGUUUAAAAAUGGUUAAUUGUAUUGAAUUUCUUGAUCAGUUGAUGCAUUCCUUGCUCUUAUUUUUUAUUUCCUAUCAACUUGUAGACUCAAACAGUAAUGUUAUGCAUAAGAAUGUCAACUUUCCCUUUUCAUUAAUCUUCUCCAAAAUAAAGGUUUGAGCUACACUUUA
Messenger RNA from Esox lucius (northern pike), 2633 nucleotides. RefSeq names its product MSL complex subunit 3. Gene Ontology annotation, biological process: regulation of DNA-templated transcription; chromatin organization. Gene Ontology annotation, cellular component: NuA4 histone acetyltransferase complex; MSL complex; nucleus. The transcript is spliced from 12 exons. NCBI's taxonomy places the organism in Eukaryota, Metazoa, Chordata, Actinopteri, Esociformes, Esocidae. The coding region runs from base 135 to 1766 and encodes 543 amino acids. The record is from RefSeq and is a predicted model, not a curated record.